AUGCUUACGGAUCUCGUUCAGGUCAUCCCGCCAGAUGGCGACGAGGAUGUGGAAGACAUUUUCGCAUUCGCGGCAGGUCUCAUCUUCACUGACGACUCCCGGGUCAUGCACGGCGAUGAUCGCAGCACCAUCGUCUACAAGUCCGCGAGAUUUGGCGAGAUUGAACUCCGAAAUGCGGAUCCUGAGAAUGAAGACGACCGCAAACUCUUUGCACAUUACCUGUGGAAUGCUGGAAUCAAAAUGGCCGAGCUUGUCAGCUCAGAAGACCCACAAGAUGCGCAGUGGAGUGUGAAGAACCAACGUGUACUUGAGCUGGGAGCAGGCGUUGGCUUGAGCGGCAUAAUCGCAUGUCUUGCAGGAGCACGAGAAGUCGUCAUAUCAGACUACCCGGCCAAAGAGCUUCUCGACAACAUCUCGCGAAAUUUGCAGAAGGCGAUUGCUCCCGAUUCCAAAUCGCGGUGCCAUGUACAGGGCUACACAUGGGGAGACUGCUCAUCGGAAUUUGCCGUGAAGAAUACGCAUGCGUUCGAUAUUGUGCUGGCCGCAGACUGUUUUUGGAUGCCUUGGGAACAUGAGAACCUCGUCCGUUCCAUGCUUCACCUCCUCCACACCUCUCCUGAUGCGAGAGUCUUGGCCAUUGCAGGAUUUCACACGGGGCGUGCAAAACUCGCUGGCUUCUUUGACGAGGCUGAAUCACAGGGACUGGAGGUGGAGCACAUUYAUGAAGAGGACGUUGCUGGAAACAGGAGAGAAUGGGCCAAAGAGCGGGACGGCGGACUCGAGAAUCAUACCGAGAGGAAGAGGUGGUUAGUCCUUGCUAUCCUGAAGCGAAGGACGGCGUGA
Ramularia collo-cygni is the source of this 843-nucleotide messenger RNA. Its product is annotated as related to NNT1 Putative nicotinamide N-methyltransferase, has a role in rDNA silencing and in lifespan determination. The record is from RefSeq and is a predicted model, not a curated record. NCBI's taxonomy places the organism in Eukaryota, Fungi, Ascomycota, Dothideomycetes, Mycosphaerellales, Mycosphaerellaceae. The transcript is spliced from 2 exons. Gene Ontology annotation, biological process: peptidyl-lysine dimethylation. Gene Ontology annotation, molecular function: protein-lysine N-methyltransferase activity. The coding region runs from base 1 to 843 and encodes 280 amino acids.